Molecule: messenger RNA, 8030 nt
Organism: Microtus oregoni (creeping vole)
Lineage: Eukaryota; Metazoa; Chordata; Mammalia; Rodentia; Cricetidae
Gene: Cep250
Product: centrosomal protein 250
Exons: 33
Coding region: 220-7581 (2453 amino acids)
Biological process (GO): cilium assembly
Source: RefSeq, a predicted model, not a curated record
GGGGGGCGGGGCCUGGCCGCCGGGCUGAGGGCCGCCCCGGGCCUGGCCGCCGGGUUGCUGUUUCGCUUCUGCGGUUGCUGAGGAGCACUCGGGGAUUCCCGGGGACCGGCGCUGCAGAGCUCAAGAGGAGAUCUAAGACACAUAGAUCAAUGGUUAGACUCCCUGCUGCAAGCAAUCUGUAGCCACAUAGGAACUGUGAGUCUGUUCUCGGAUGCUCGCAUGGAGACAGGAAGCCCCAGGUUGAACAUGAAGCCCCAGCCAUUGCAGCUGGUGCUAGAGGAGCAGGUGCUGGCACUGCAGCAGCAAAUGGCAGAGAACCAGGCCGCCUCCUGGAGGAAGCUGAAGAACUCCCAAGAUGCCCAGAAGAGGCAAGCCACCCUUGUGAGAAAGCUGCAAGCCAAGGUUUUACAGUACCGGAGCUGGUGUCAAGAGCUGGAGAAGCGCCUAGAAGCCACCGGAGGACUGAUCCCUCAGCGGUGGGAAGGUGCAGAAGAGCCAAACCUGGAACAGCUGCUGGUCCGGCUGGAGGAGGAGCAGCAGAGGUGUGAGAGUCUAGUGGAAGUGAACACGGAGCUUCGGCUGCACAUGGAGAAAGCCGAUGUGGUGAAUAAGGCCCUUCAGGAAGAUGUGGAGAAAUUGACAGUGGACUGGAGUCGGGCCCGGGACGAGCUAGUGAGGAAAGAGAGCCAGUGGCGGAUGGAGCAGGAGUUCUUCAAGGGCUAUUUGAAAGGUGAACAUGGCCGUCUGCUCAGUCUGUGGCGUGAGGUGGUGACCUUCCGACGUCACUUCCUGAAAAUGAAGUCAGCUACUGACAGAGAUCUGACAGAGCUAAAGGCUGAACAUGCCAGGCUUUCGGGGUCCCUGCUGACCUGUUGUCUGCGCAUGACCGUGAGAGCUCAGUCUCGUGAAUCCAGUGGCUCUGGGAGAACCGAGGAGAGUGAGCCGGCCCAGCUGCUACUGCUAGUAGCUAAGACCCAGGCGCUGGAGAAGGAAGCCCACGAGAAGAGCCAGGAGUUGAGACAGCUGAAGAGCCAAGGGGAUCUGGAGAAGGCUGAGCUCCGGGACCGAGUAACAGAGCUCUCUGCUCUGCUGACCCAGUCUCAGAAGCAGAAUGAAGAUUAUGAGAAGAUGGUGAAGGGUCUGAGAGAGACGAUGGAGAUCCUGGAGACAAACCACGCAGAGCUAAUGGAGCAAGAGGCCUCUCUCAGUAGGAGUGCUCAAGAGGAAAAGCUGUCUCUACAGCAUGUGAUCAAGGCUAUAACUCAGGCGCUUGCCUCAGUGGAAGAAGAGGACACUAUGACCCAAAGCUCAGAUCAUGAGGGCUCAUUGCAGUUGGACUGUAGCGGCUUCUCCCCGUUUGAUCUCCAGGACCCAGACAAGGCUCUUACUCUGGUGCGCUCGGUGCUGACUCGGAGACAGCAGGCUGUACAGGACCUCAGGCAGCAGCUUUCAGGCUGCCAGGAGACGAUGAGCUUGUUGCAGCAGCAGCACAAUCAGUGGAAGGAGGAGGGCAAAGCCCUGAGAGAAAAGCUACACAAGCUCACUGGAGAGCGGGAUGCUCUGGCAGGGCAGACUGUGGACCUUCAGGGAGAGGUGGACUCUCUCAGCAAGGAGCGAGAACUGCUGCAGAAGGCCAGGGCAGAGCUGCAGCAGCAGCUGGAGGUGCUGGAGCAGGAAGCGUGGCGGCUGCGGAGAGCCAAUGUGGAACUGCAGCUGCAGGGGGACUCUGCUCAGGGGGAGAAGCAGGAGCAGCAGGAGGAGCUGCAUAUGGCUGUCCGCGAGAAGGAACGUCUUCAGGAGACGCUGGUGAGCAUGGAAGCCAAACAGUCAGAAUCACUCAGUGAGCUGAUUACUCUUCGAGAAGCCCUGGAGUCAAGCCGCCUAGAAGGAGAGUUACUGAGGCAAGAGCGAGUGGAAGUGACUGCAGCCUUGGCCAGGGCAGAACAGUCCAUUGCAGAUCUGUCAGCUUCCGAGAACAGCCUGAAGGCGGAGGUAGCUGAUCUUAGAGCUGCAGCUGCCAAGCUUGGGGCCUUAAAUGAGGCUUUGGCUUUAGAUAAAGUGGGACUGAACCAGCAGCUUCUCCAGUUGGAGCAGGAGAACCAGUCUGUGUGCGGCAGAGUGGAGGCGGCUGAGCACCUGAGAAGUGCUCUGCAGGUGGACCUGGCGGAGGCAGAAAGGCGCAGGGAAGCCCUGUGGGAGACGAAAACUCAGCUGCAGGCUCAGCUGCAGAAGGCGGAGGAGACAGGGGCUGAACUACAGGCAGAACUGAAGAGUGUCCGAGAAGAAAAGGAAGAACUUAAAGAGAAGUUAAGCGAGGUACAUCACCAGCAAGAAGCAGCUACAGCUCAGCUAGAGCAGCUGCAUCAGGAUGCAGAGCGACAGGAAGAAACACUUGCUAGAGCAGUCCUGGAGAAAGAGGCCCUCGUACGGGAGAGGGCAGCUCUUGAGGUGCGCCUGCAGGCUGUGGAGCGGGACCGACAUGACCUCACUGAACAAGUUCUGGGGCUCAGGUCAGCCAAGGAACAGCUGGAGAGCAAUCUUUUUGAAGCCCAACAGCAAAAUUCUGUCAUCGAGGUCACCAAGGGUCAAUUGGAGAUCCAGAUUCAAACUAUUACUCAAGCCAAGGAAGUCAUUCAAGGGGAAGUGAAGUGCCUGAAACUGGAACUGGAUGCCGAGAGGAGCCGGGCAGAGCAGGAGCGGGAUGCAGUAGCCAGGCAGCUGGCCCAAGCUGAACAAGAGGGGCAGGCCGCUCUGGAGCGACAGAAGGUGGCCCAUGAGGAGGAGGUGAACAGGCUCCAAGAGAAAUGGGAGAAAGAGCGCUCCUUGCUUCAGCAGGAGUUGGAUAAGACCCUGGAGACCCUAGAGAGGGAGAGAACAGAGCUGGAAGCGAGGCUGAGAGAGCAACAGACAGAAACCGAAGCUCUCCACGCCCAGAGGGAAGAGGAGCGAACCCAGGCUGACAGCGCCCUGUACCAAAUGCAGCUGGAAACAGAGAAGGAGAGAGUGUCCCUCCUGGAGACGCUGCUGCAGACCCAGAAGGAGCUGGCAGAUGCUACUCAGCAGUUGGAGAGGCUGAGGCAGGACAUGAAGGUUCAGAAGUUACAGGAGCAGGAGACCACCAGCAUGCUGCAGACCCAGCUCCAGGGAGCAAAGCAGGAGCUGAAGGAGGCUGCCCAGCAGCACAGGGAGGAGUGUGCCGCCUUCCAGAAGGACAGGGUAGAUCUGCAGAAGCAGGUAGAGGACUUGAAGUCUCAGCUGGUAACCCAGGAUGACUCCCACAGACUGGUGAGACAGGAGAUUCAAGAGAAGGUGAAAGAAGCUCAGGAGUGUAGUCGGAUUCAGAAGGAACUGGAGAAAGAAAAAGCCAGCCUGGCGCUGUCGCUGGUGGAAAAGGAAGGAAGGCUCCUGGUUUUACAAGAAGCCGACUCUGUUCGACAGCAGGAGCUAAGUUCCCUGCGCCAGGACAUACAGGAGGCCCAGGAAGGGCAGAGAGAGCUCAGUGUACAGGUGGGACUACUGAGGCAGGAGGUGAAGGAAAAGGAGGCAAACUUUGUAGCCCGGGAAGCACAGCUGCUGGAGGAGCUGGAGGCCUCACGCAUCACAGAGCAGCAGCUGCGUUCUUCUUUGUGGGCCCAGGAGGCCAAGGCAACCCAACUGCAGCUGCAGCUGCACAGUACUGAGAGCCAGCUGGAGGUACUGGCUGCAGAACGGCAGCCAGAGAAGCAGGCCCAGGCCCAGCUGGCUAGCCUCUACUCUGUUCUGCAGCAGACCCUGGGGUCUGCAUGUGAGGGCCGGCCUGAGCUGAGUGGCGGGGGCGACUCUGCUCCUUCACUGUGGGGCCCUGAGAAAGAUCAGAAUGGAGCCAGGAGACUCUUUAAGAGAGGGCCCCUCCUGACCGCCCUGUCAGCCGAGGCUGUAGCAUUGGCUCUCGAGAAGCUUCAUCAAGACCUGUGGAAGGCUCAGCAGGCCCGGGAUGACCUGAGGGACCAGAUCCUGAAGCUGACACAGCACCUGGCUGAUACGGAGGCCCAGAAGAGCCAGGCCCACUCAGAGUUGCAGGAGCUGAAAAGACAGCUCUCACAGAGCCGGGAAGAGAAAUCCAAGUGGGAAGGGAAACAGAGCUCCCUGGAGUCUGAGCUGAGAGACCUGCACGAGACUGUGGCAUCCUUACAGAGUCGCCUGCGGCAGGCAGAGCUGCAGAAAAUGGAAGCUCAGAAUGAACAAGAGUUGCUUCAGGCGUCCAAGGAGAAGCUGACUGCCCAGGUUGAACAUCUGCAAACAUGUGUCGCAGAAGCCCGGGCUCAGGCAAGUGCAGCCGGUGUCCUGGAAGAAGAUCUGCGAACGGCUCGCUCAGCACUGAAACUGAAAAACGAGGAGGUCGAGAGUGAGCGGGAGAGAGUCCAGGCUUUGCAAGAGCAGGGCGAGCUAAAAGUGGCCCAGGGGAAGGCUUUGCAGGAGAAUCUAGCCCUGCUGGCCCAGACUCUGUCUAACAGAGAACGGGAGGUGGAGACGUUGCAGGCUGAGAUCCAGGACUUGGAGAAGCAGCGGGAAAUGCAGAAGGCAGCUCUGGAGCUGCUCUCCCUGGACCUGAAGCAGCGAAGUCAAGAGGUAGACCUGCAACAAGAACAGAUUCAGGAGCUGGAGAAGUGCAGGUCUGUGUUAGAACACCUGCCCAUGGCUGUCCAGGAGCGGGAGCAGAAGCUGUGCCUGCAGCGGGACCAGAUCAGAGAACUGGAGAAAGACCGGGAGACCCAGAGGGGUGUCUUGGAACAUCAUCUCCUGGAACUGGAGAAGAAGGCUCAAGUGAUUGAGUCCCAGAGGGGGCAGAUCCAGGAUCUGAAAAAGCAGCUGGUGACACUGGAAUGCCUGGCCCUGGAACUGGAGGAAAGCCACCACAAAGUGGAGGGCCAGCAGCAAGUGAUUGCGGAGCUGGAGGACCAGAGGGAAAUGCAGAGGGUGGCUCUAACCCACCUUACCCUGGACCUGGAAGAAAAGAGCCAGGAGCUGCAGGCACAAAGCACCAAGCUCCAUGAUCUGGAGAACCACGGCACUCAUCUGGCGAGAGAGCUGCAGGAGAGGGACCAGGAGGUGAAGGCUCAGCGCCAGCAGAUUAAGGAACUGCAGAAACAGAAAGAGCAACUGACUCAAGACCUAGAGAGGAAGGGCCAGGAGCUGAUGCUGCAGAAGGAGAGGAUCCAGGUUCUGGAAGAUCAGAGGACGCUGCAGACCAAGAUCUUGGAGGAGGACCUGGAACAAAUCAAGCAUUCCUUGAGAGAGCGCGGGCAGGAGCUGGCCUCCCAGCGGCAGCUGAUGCACGAGCGGGCAGACAAUGGGAAGAGCCCUAGUAAAGCCCAGCGUGGGAGCCUGGAGCACUUGAAGCUGAUUCUACGUGAUAAGGAGAAGGAGGUUGAGUGCCAGCACGAGCGCAUCCAGGAACUGCAGGAACACACCGGCCAGCUGGAGCAGCAGCUCCAAGGCCUGCACAGGAAGAUGGGCGAGACUAGCCUGCUCCUGACCCAUCGAGAACAGGAGAUAGCGAGCCUGCAGCGGCACCUCCAGGAAGCCAAGGACCAAGGGGAGCUGAAAGAGCAGGCACUUCAUGGUCAGCUGGAGGAGGCCCAGAGAGCUCUGACCCAGAAGGACCAAGAACUGGAGGCCCUUCGGCAAGAACAGCAGCAGACCCGGGAUCAGGAGGAAAGCAUGAAGCAAAGGGCAAGUGCUCUGCAGGCGUCGCUGGAGCAGGCCCAGGUGACACUGAAGGAGCGCCAGGGGGAGCUCGACGAUCACAGGGAACAGGUGCAAAGGCUCCAGGAAGAGCUGGCAGCGGAGGGACGGCAGGUGCGGGCCCUGGAGGAGGUGCUGGGAGACCUAAGGGCUGAGUCUCUGGAGCACGAGAAAGCUGUGCUGGCCCUUCAACAGCGAUGUGCUGAACAGGCACAGGAGCAUGAGGCCGAAGCCAGGACCCUGCAGGACAGCUGGCUGCAGGCCCAGGCCACACUUACAGAACAAGAACAAGAGCUAGCAGCUCUGCGAGCAGAAAAUCAGUAUUCCCGUCAUCAGGAGGAGGCUGCCUGGGGCCAGGCAGAAGCUCUGCAAGAGGCCCUCAGCAAGACCCAGGCUGCCCUGCAGGACAAAGAGCAGAGUCUCCUUGAGCAGGCUGAAUUGAGCUGCACUCUGGAGGCCAGCACUACCACCUUGCAAGCUACCCUGGACACCUGCCAGGCACGUGCCCGGCAGCUGGAGGAGGCCCUGAGGAAGCGAGAAGGUGAGAUCCAGGCCCAGGCUUUCCAACACCAAGAGGUUAUGCAGCAGCUCCAACAGGCCCUUUCCCAGAAGGAAGAAGAGCUGAGGCAGCAGGAGGAGCAGGGGCAGCUGCUGGAAAAGGCUCUGGCCCAGAGAAGUCAAGAAAAUGGGAUCCAAGAGAAGCAAGGUCUGGAACGAGAAAGAGAAGAGGAGGCAGGGGACAUUGUGGAAAGCCUAAGGGAACUACAGCUGACUCUAGCCCAAAAGGAAGAAGAAAUUUUGAUGCUGAGGGAGGCCCAGCAAAGGCAGAGUCUGGACGCUUCUUCCCCAAGCCUCAGAGCCUUCCCAGCAGAGAAGCCAGCUUCACUAUCGCCCCCAACGCAACAGGAGCUGGAGCGGCUGCAGAAUGCCCUGAGGCAGACAGAAGCGAGGGAGAUCGAAUGGAGGGAGAAGGCUCAGAACUUGGCACUGUCCCUGGCCCAGAGCAAGGCCAGCAUCAGCAGUCUGCAGGAGAUAGCCAUGUUCCUACAAACCUCUGUCCUAGAGAGGGAGUCAGAACAGCAACGGCUACAGAGGAUAGAGAAGGAGACAACUUGGAUAUGGGUUUGGCAUAGAGUGGUUUUUGUCCUUGGCUCUGAACCUCAGGAGGAGUUGGUGCUCAGCAGACAGGCUCUGGAGGAGCAGCAGUCAUGUGGCCCACGCUCAGCCAGCAGAGCAGACCAGGGGCCCAAAGCUGGACAAAACACACAGCCUGGAGAGGUAGCUGUGGCUGAGCCUAGUCCUGGGGCGGAGGAGAAGGAGCAGUGGACACAAAGGCUGGAGCGUCUGCAGCAAGCAGUGGCGCAGCUGGAGUUUGACCGGAGCAAGCUGCAACACCACAACACACAGCUGCGGACUGCACUAGAGCAGGUGGAGCGAGAACGGAGGAAGCUGAAGAAGGAGUCCAUACGUGCAUCCCGAGCGGGGUCACUGGAGAUGAGAGAAGCGAUGGCUUCAUCCCCUACACAGCAGGAUGGAAGAGGAGGUCAGAGGGGUUCCUCGGAUAGCAUGCAUAUGGUUGAACUUCAGAGAGAGGUAGCCCUGCUGCGAGCCCAGCUGGCAUUGGAGCGGAAGCAGAGGCAGGAGUACAUUGCGCGAUCGGUGCAGACCAGCCGUGAGCUGGCAGGCCUCCAUCACAGCCUGUCUCACUCCCUUCUCACAGUGGCCCAGGCCCCCGAGGCCACUGUUCUGGAGGCUGAGACCCGGAAGCUGGAUGAGUCCCUGAGUCAGAGUCUGACAUCCCCAGGGCCAGCCCUGCUACAUCCCAGUCUGAACACUGUUCACACUACACCCAGGUAGCAGCCACAGCCAGGGGGCGCACAUCAGAUGACUGCAGAGGGGGGUCACAGCUUCCUGCAACAGCUGCGGGUUUGCCAAAGGCAAGAUUUAGCUCUUACCCAGCUAGGAGGCCCAGGUCAGCUGAUAGUCCCAGGAAGAAAAUGGGAACCCUCCAGGCUGUAGGGGGUUGCAGCUCACAUGGGAAUGAGGCAAAUCACAUUUGCUUGCUAACCUACUGUUACCCAAGAAGUGCCUUGCCCUGCCCAUGGGCAUCUGUUGUCUUUCCCUGUUGAAGCAACCACAGUCUGUACUAAGCCUGAAGGCCCCGUUGGCACCAGCAGCAUGUGGGUGUUCUGUCCUGGGCAGGAGCAUCCUGAAUGCAUUGAGUGUAAGGAGUGUUCACUGCCUUCUUGGCUUCAGUGUCUCCCCCAUCUUCCCCUUCACCAAUAAAUUCCAGGUCUCUGCAUCUG